CAGAAAAAAUGAUUAAUUUGGCGAGAGACGGAGCGGGAUCUAGUCAAUCCAGAUUAUAAAGGCGGCGCCCUACACCGGAAAUGUGACGACAAUCUUUAUAGCAAGUUUAGUGCGCGCAAAAGUUAUUUAAACAGGCGUACAUAUUCAGAUGGAGUUAUCCCUGCUCCGCUCCGCCAGACUCGGCCUGGAAGUACUGGAGCGAGCCUCGAGACGGAGUGUAGACUGGUCUAGUGCGAAUCCGUAUCCCAGUACAACACCAAAGGAUGACAACGCCGGGAGUGAGGAGGUUCAGGGAGACUCAGCCCACACCAGCCUGGAUGAUGCUUUUGAGACAAUAGCUGAAUUCAUGGCACAGACAACAUAUCAAUGCAAGAACUUUUACAUGUCGGAGACAGAGCCUAUGGAAAAUGAGAGAACCCAUGUGUGUAGAUACCAUUCUCAAUCUCACCAACACCCAGGGACCUCACUGCAGACCAGGAAACAUGCACAGUCAUCACCUGAGGAUUUCCACAUUGAUGUGUCUCCAGGUACCUAUAAAAUUACUGCAGGAACGCAGGACUCACAGCAACAGACCCGGGUAGUACGCAUUAAUGCUGGAGAGAGCAUGAACCUCACAUUUCACCUCUAACCUCUCAACCCUGACCAAUCCCCAUGACCUUUCUGCUAACAAUAACAAACCUGCCCAACCUGAAUGUUUACGUACAUAUUUUCACGUCAUACUAUCGUCUUCUGUUGAAAUGUCGCUUUAGAGCGACAGUGAUAAUGUUAUUAAUUUGCUGCUAAAUGAGAAGCCAUAUUUUGAUGAUGUAAUCAUGAUUUUGUUUUUAUAUUCAAUUUUGUAUGUAAAAUGUCUAUCCAAACACAUCACGUAAAUAAUUUAUAUAUUUUUUUUGUCACAUCAGAAUAAUAAAGUAUAUAUUUUAUAUCAAUGA
This is a messenger RNA of Oncorhynchus tshawytscha (Chinook salmon), 932 nucleotides long. Its product is annotated as A-kinase-interacting protein 1. The transcript is spliced from 5 exons. The record is from RefSeq and is a predicted model, not a curated record. The coding region runs from base 149 to 628 and encodes 159 amino acids. NCBI's taxonomy places the organism in Eukaryota, Metazoa, Chordata, Actinopteri, Salmoniformes, Salmonidae. Gene Ontology annotation, biological process: regulation of non-canonical NF-kappaB signal transduction. Gene Ontology annotation, cellular component: nucleoplasm.